This is a messenger RNA of Pseudozyma hubeiensis SY62, 3342 nucleotides long. RefSeq lists its product as hypothetical. Bases 1 to 3342 code for a protein of 1113 amino acids. NCBI's taxonomy places the organism in Eukaryota, Fungi, Basidiomycota, Ustilaginomycetes, Ustilaginales, Ustilaginaceae. The transcript has 3 exons. The record is from RefSeq and is a predicted model, not a curated record. Gene Ontology annotation, biological process: biosynthetic process. Gene Ontology annotation, cellular component: cytosol. Gene Ontology annotation, molecular function: glyoxylate reductase (NADPH) activity; hydroxypyruvate reductase [NAD(P)H] activity; NAD binding.
AUGGUGGUGCGGAACAGCUUGCUCGUUGCGGCACUCGACAAGAUCGAUCAUCAAGACAUCUCUCACGUCUCAAUUGCUCAUGACAAUCGACUUUGUCACUCGGAUCCGAGCAAAGUAAACGUGGUUUCGUUUCGUUUGCGCUUCUUAUCGCAACUACUGUUCGUCGUCCAGCAUCACGAGUCCAAAUCGAUCGGACACCUCGAUGGCGAUCAAGAUAUUCUUAACUUUGUCGAGCUUUGCACAACGGCUGCUUUGUCUCCCUCUGAGGUCGCCAGCAAAAUCGACCACGUAGCUGUUGCAGUUGAGGAGGGAACUGCCUUCCGAGUCACAACGACACUCCAGCAACUAUUCGGUCUUCGUCGUCUGUUCUGUCAUGGCGAAGAUCGCGGAUCGCCCGAGAAGGGCCUCAUCGUGGAACAGCCACAAGCGGGGAUGCGUAUGUUUACGCUCCUGUCCACUAGCGAUGAUCCACAAGAUCUAGAGACUUCCGAAUCCGGCUUGACCUCUCACGCUUCGGACUUCUACUUUGCAAUAGUAGAGCCUUUGCGUGGCAAGAAGGGGCAAGUUUAUGAUUUUGUCGAACGUCACGGCGCCAACAUUCAACACAUUGCCUUCAGGACGGACGACAUAGUUGCAGACGCACAACGUAUUCGCUCGCUCGGCAGGAUCAAUUUGGUACGCGCUCAUCGUGAAGCUGCCGAGCCUAGUCUAGCCAUCACCUCGUCUGAUCCGAUCGCUUUUGACCAGGUCCUUCAGCGCAGCUCAGAAGGCAUCCUUGUCCAUGCACGCUCUCACAGUAAGCGGUCUGGUGGACAGCAGAGAGAUUUCAUCAGCCUGCUGUCUCAGAUCUUCACCGCCGCCUUACACCCUCAAGCGGAGAUUUUCUUCGAGAUCAUUGAACGGAAGGAAUACCGGGGCUUCGCCCCUGCCAACAUAGGGGGCCUGUUCCGGACGAAGGGAGAGACGACAUCCAUUCUCUAUGUUGAUGAGAUGCUCGGCGGUGAAGACGUUCGUGCCUGGGCUCAAGACCACGCCAGACAAGGCGUCAAUAUAGAUGUGCUUCACCUCAACUGUUCUACAGAGGGAGCUCUGGUGCGAUUCCUCCAGCAUACGUCUCGACGCUUCGACGUGCUCGUUUCCAGCUUUGUACCCAUCUCCGACAAUGUUCUGGCCACCUUCGCGCCUGCUUCGCUGCCCAAGCUCAUUCAAGCUCAGGGAGUGGGGUACAAUCACAUCGACCUCCGAGCUUGCAGCCAGCGAAAUAUCGCAGUGGCAAACAAUGCCGACUGGUGUUCGGCAGAGGUUGCUGAAUUUUGUCUUGCUGCUGUCAUCAGCAGGUGGACUCGGCAGGGCGCUGCUGACUUUCGCACACACGGGUGGGCACGACAACCCCAUUACCUGGAAAGACACUCGUUGAGUCAUGCGCGUCUCUUGAUCGUUGGCUGCGGACUUAUCGGUGGCCAUCUUGCUAGUAUCUCCAGCGCCGUUGGUAUUCAAGUGGACGUGUUUGACACCCGUCAUCCAGAGUUGCAUCAGCGGCCUCUACAAAGCCUCGUCCAAGAUGCCGACUUCGUAUCGAUCCAUCUUCCACUCGAUGAAGGUACCACAAAGCUUUUCGACGAGUCGCUAAUUGGCAAGAUGAAGCCCAAUUCCUGGCUCAUCAACACUGCACGGGGUGCCAUCGUGGACGAAGCAGCGCUCCUGCAAGCAAUCGAGGAGAAUCGCGUAGCCGGCGCUACGUUGGACGUGAGUAUUGAUAGCUUCGUCGACCAAGUGUGUGUUGACCAGGCAUACCUAACUUUCUUGAUCUACCACCCGAUACAGGUAUUUGACCAAGAGCCUCUGACCACCGACUCCAAUCUGCUCAAAGUCACGCAGAUCAAGUGUACGCCCCACAUUGCAGGCUUGACCAUAGAGUCGGAGUCUCGUGCAUGCAAAGGUGUCACCAAGAACGUUGACUUGCUCUCACGUUUGGGUGCAGCCCAUUGUGAACGUCUCAUCGUGAUCCCUGACUUGGACAGCUCAGUCAGCGGCGAGGGGAAAGCUUCCUCAGAAUCAUCUCACACAGGAUCGUAUGGCUCGCAGAGCUCGACACUUGCUUCGUCGCACGCUGGUCAUAGCGACACCGAAGGGAAGCCCAUGCACACGAUGCGGGACAUAUUCGACUCCGUCAACGAGGAGAGGAUCAAAAGGAACACUCGCAUUUUCAAUCUAUCUGCCGGUAUGGUCGAGGUUGAGCCAUGCAACGAACUCUUACACCAGGCAGCCAUAUCUGUCAUGAAGCCUCAGUGUUCGAGCGCCGAAGUACCAUGGCUACACAUGUACAGGGAGCGUAAAGGCGACUCCGAACUCAGACAUCAGCUUGUGAAGCUGCAUGCAUCAGGUCGCUAUGGACCUGGCAAGGUCAACCUUAGCUGCGACAACUUUCUAAUCUGUAGCGGGGUUUCAGGUGUGAUUACCAGCAUCUUGAGUGCUUGGCGCACCUUGAAUGGCUACCGGCGCAAACCACGUAUCAUGCUUUUCGUCCCCUACUAUACUUAUCACCUUGAAAUCGCCAACGGUAUUUUUGGCAGAGAAGGUUACGAGCUCAUCACGGUCCCCAUGAGGAUCGACUCCGAAAACGGUUGCACCUACGAUCGGAACGCUACCGAAAGAGUGCUCUAUGAACAAGGCUGUGGUGCAGACAUCUGCAUCCUUACCAACCCCCACAAUCCAAGCGGCCAUGUGCUCACCGAAGAUGAGGCCCAGUGGCUCGAAGGUCUCGUCCGCCGUUACAAGGACACCUGGUUUGUGUCAGACGACAUUUACGCCGACAUGGUCUACACAAGCCCUGACGGCAUCCAUCGCUCGCUCUACGUUCCAGAGGCAGACAAUCUCUUUGUCGCUUACGGUUUCAGCAAGUCAUUGGCGAUAGGAAGUUGGCGCGUUGCCUACGUCAUUGUCAGCCAGAAUCGCUUCGAGAUGAUGGCCAAGGAACAUGACCGCUUCUACAUCUCUGCACCUUGGACACAACACGCCAUAGGUCAAUAUCUCAUGAAGAGACCGCAAGCAUUCGAUGCAUUCGUCACUGCAUGGCAUCGUCGUUUGACAUACAACACCAGAGUCGUCGGCCAGGCGUUCGAAGCAGCUCUGGGCUGGAAGGCCAUUAACGCACAGGCUGGCAUGUAUCUCCUCCUCGAACAUGACCAAGUGGACGACUGGCAGGCUUUUCAAUUGGCACUCGCCAAAAACAUUGCCGUUGCCCCAGGCUGCUUGUUCGGUCUGAGCCCUGGCUUUGUUCGCAUUCAUUUGGCCUUCAGCCAAGCCCAGGCCGAUCUGGUAGCCGCCUCGCUGUUGGGUUGA